Strongylocentrotus purpuratus (purple sea urchin) is the source of this 598-nucleotide messenger RNA. RefSeq lists its product as uncharacterized. Lineage: Eukaryota; Metazoa; Echinodermata; Echinoidea; Camarodonta; Strongylocentrotidae. The coding region runs from base 260 to 568 and encodes 102 amino acids. The record is from RefSeq and is a predicted model, not a curated record. The transcript has 2 exons.
AUGGUUCGGUCGGUUAGGGAAAUGGUUUUUGGGGUUCGAUUUAUUCGGCUGGUUACCAUGGUUACUUUCGAAGGUAUGGCCAACACGCAUACCCAGCAUCUAUAUCUGUACCUCCUCGAGCACCAGGAGCAUCCAUGGGCUCAAGAAGAAGUUACAGACCUCAUCAGACUCUUCCAGGUGCGUCGUUCAAGAGCUGGAGCUGCCUUACAAUCGCCUGGAGGAUUUCAAGUUUCCCUCGGAGGUGGAAAGUAGUGAUGCCAUGAUUCUUUGCCAUUCGGUCCAUAACAGGGGGUUCUCCAUCACUGAUGUCCAAAACUCAAUCUACGACGAGUUCCUGAAGAACUGCAAUCAGGUCUUUGGUAGAGAUCACAUGGUCGUUGUCGUACACGAUUUCAACUUCAAUAAAGAAGCUCUGAAGGGCCAAAUGGAGACAUUUCAAUCCAUACAGCCGGCAACGUUCAAGAUGGCCGGCCUCGUUGUUCUUGCAGGAAAGCUUGAUGAUACCGAGGUGCAACUCUGUCAAGACGAUUUAACACAGCUAGAAAAGUUCGUGAAGAAAUUUUGCUAACGUCUGCUCCAAUUAGAGAGAGAAGGAAAA